Molecule: messenger RNA, 915 nt
Organism: Clupea harengus (Atlantic herring)
Lineage: Eukaryota; Metazoa; Chordata; Actinopteri; Clupeiformes; Clupeidae
Product: chymotrypsin-like elastase family member 3B
Biological process (GO): proteolysis
Molecular function (GO): serine-type endopeptidase activity
Source: RefSeq, a predicted model, not a curated record
CACACACACACACAUCUCCCUCACCAUGUUGAUGAAACUAGCCUGCGUACUGCUCCUGGCUGCUAACGCCUACGGAUGUGGCAGCCCCACCUACGAGCCUAACACCAGCAGAGUGGUGAACGGAGAGGAUGCUCUUCCCCACAGCUGGCCAUGGCAGAUCUCCCUGCAGGUCAAGCACGGCAGCCGCUAUCACCACACGUGCGGGGGCACUCUGGUCGCCCCUCGCUGGGUCCUGACUGCUGGCCACUGCAUCUUCCCCGGGGAUGUGUACCGCGUGGUGCUGGGGGAGCACGAUCUGAGCGUGCAGGAGGGCACAGAGCAGAUCAGAGAAGUGCUGCGUAUCGUCGUCCAUCCCAGCUGGGACAUUGAAUUUGUGGCCCGCGGAAACGACAUGGCCCUGCUGAAGCUGGACAAGAGCCCCAUUAUGAGUGAGAAUAUCCAGGCCGCCUGCCUUCCUGAGGCUGGGGAGAUCCCCGCCCACGACGAGCCGUGCUACAUCUCCGGCUGGGGCAACCUCUACACCCACGGCCCCAUUCCUGAUCAGCUUCAGCAGGCCCUGCUGCCAGUGGUGGAGCACAGCGUUUGCAGCCGCAGCGACUGGUGGGGCAUCAACGUGAAGCCCACUAUGGUCUGUGCCGGUGGAGAUGAGAAAUCUGGCUGCAAUGGGGAUUCUGGCGGUCCUCUGAACUGCAAGGGCAAGGAUGGGAAGUGGUACAUUCAGGGUGUGACCAGCUUUGUGUCGUCCCGCAUCUGCAACGAGGUGAAGAAGCCCACCGUGUUCACCCGCACCUCGGCCUUCAACGACUGGCUCACCGACGUCAUGCGUAAUUCCUAAGCAUCAACUGGAGAAUGGAGAACUGGAGCAACACACAAGACAACUAAGUGGAAGAAGUGCAAUAAAAACUAUUGAUCAUA